This is a messenger RNA of Oncorhynchus masou masou (cherry salmon), 2445 nucleotides long. RefSeq names its product nucleolar protein 7 (gene nol7). Lineage: Eukaryota; Metazoa; Chordata; Actinopteri; Salmoniformes; Salmonidae. The record is from RefSeq and is a predicted model, not a curated record. Gene Ontology annotation, cellular component: nucleolus; nucleus. Gene Ontology annotation, molecular function: RNA binding. The transcript is spliced from 7 exons. The coding region runs from base 1739 to 2374 and encodes 211 amino acids.
UCCCCCAGAGUUCAAGACAUCUGGGAACUGGGAAAUACCAGGUGAAAUAAUGACUUCAGUGAUCUUCAAGUUGGAAAGUCGGAGCUCUAGAAAGAAGCCUGAGUUACUAAGUUGGAAUUCCGAGUUUAAUGACUGUUAGAAAAUAUUGUUUUUUUCCGCAAUGUCUUGAACAAACUGAAAUCGGAAGUCCGAGAUUUCCGAGUUCCCAGUUGUUUUGAAUGCGGCGCCAGUUGUCUUGAAAAUCUUUGGUUUCGCCACGACGUGGACUAAUGAGGAGACGGUGGAUGUGGUUGGAAGAGCACGCUUGUUUGAAUUGGAAAAGCGGUAGCUAUUGAUAAAGAAGAACAUCAAGAUGAAGCAGCUGCUUUACAAGUGGGAGCGCUAUGGAGAUUGUGACAGACGGUUAAAUGGCGUCCCUUGAGAAGGCAAGAACAAAACGUAUGUCAGGAGAAGUGUUAUCAUAAGGAGACGUAUACUUGGAAUACGGAGGGCGAAUGGAGUGAAAAAGAGAGGCAGAGGAGAUCUAAGAGAGAGGGAUGAAGAGGCUUGAGUUGGUUAUAAAUGUCGGGAAAAGGGGAGAUGGUUUGUUAAAGAAGAAUGGUAGAAAGUGUAAGCAGAGUGAGUUGAAGGCAGGAGGAGAAAUGGAAGUGAAUGAGGGAGAAGUAUCGGAGAUGGGAGGUGUGGUGAAGCUCUCGGGGCCCGAGGCUUGCGCCGAGGUUCAGAAUAAAGAUGAGCCUGUGACAGUAGGAGUGAAGUUUUUGGAAAAAGUGGACCCUUGCCAUUUGGGCUCAUCCAUUUGUGGUUUCAGGGAGGGUGAAAACAGAGUUGGGUGCUGUGGAAUCUGUGAAGGUAACCAGAAGUGUUCUUGUGGUAAUUGUUUGUGUUUCUGCUGGUCAGAGGGAGCAGGCACUCCGCAUUAAGUCUGUUCUUUUGAAAGUAAAGUUAAUGUUGAGUCUAUGCCCGACAAAGUGAUAUUAGGCUAUAUAAGUUAUCCUGUACGUGCUUUUGUGCCGAAUACAUUACAUUGUUACAGGUAUCAAGCUUAUGGGCAUGUGUUAGCAGUGUGAGAAGUGUGCAGAAGGGCAUGAGACAAAGGAAUGUGUAGCAUUGGGGAAAGUAGUGGUAUGUGUUAAUUGUAGGGGUGCCCAUGGGGCUGGGGAUCAGAAAUGUCCCGUGUGAGAGAGGCAGGUUGAGGUUUCCAGGGUUAGAGUAGUGCAGAAGUUGUCAUAUGCUGAGGCAGUGAAGAAAGUAGAGGAAGAUGGGUCAAGAGGGAGGGAUCCUGAGAGGAGUGGUGGGAGUAGUAGAGCUGUACCAUUAGAGUGAUAAACCAACAAGUGAUAUAUGUUUCAGUAAGAUUGGAUUUUUAGCAUUUAUAGCAAUGGCUAUCAACUGUACUGCAGGGAUUGAGGUUUUGGCGGCACCCCCCAAGCGGUAUUUGGGUGUGCGAGACUUGAUAUGAUAAGAGUUACAGGGUGUGUUAAGUGGUGGUUUUUCUUUUCAAGUGUUUGGCCUGAAACUAAAUAGUUUUAAAUAGUGGAGUAGGGUGGUGUUCUUGUUUAUUAUGUGAGCAUUUGUGUGUUAGAUGGCAGGGUAUUUGUUUAUUUAUUUAUUUUUUCAAACAAAGUAGAAGGGAGUUGUACUCCAGUCUAGUAGGUGGCGGUAAUGCAAAAAAAUAUUGGUUGAAAAAUAAGUUAAACCUCACCGAAGAAGAAGUGGACUGAUGACGUAUUGAUCUAAGAUGGCGAAAAAACUGCUUGGGAAAUCUCCUUCGUCCUCAAAUAAAUUCAAUAGUGCAAACAUGACGGAUGAUUUUCAAUUACAUCUCGACUCAAGCGAGGACGACGCUCCAGAAGAGGUGACCUUCGAAGAGUCAAAGGCUUCUGCUCUACGGAGCAUGAAAAAUGCGUUGGAGACAUCCAAAAGAGAAAAGGAUUUGCUCAAAGAAAAGCGAAGGAAGAGACAGGAACUGUUUCAAGAACAGAAGAAAAGAAGACUUCUCCCUGCACAUAUUCUAGAAGAAAUUGACACAGCUCCAUCAAAAAAACAGAAGCUACCUGGAGAUCAAGCUGAAAGCAACCAUGAAGAGGCAAGCUGUUCAUGGGAGGAGGGGCGCAAAGGAUCGAAAGAAGGGUAUGAGAAAAAGACGAAGAAAGGAUUCAAGGGAAAUAUCCGGAGUCUGAAGGGUAACUACAGAGUAAUGAGGGUGGCGGACCAAUCUUCAACCAACUCCCAACAGCAGACAGCCAUGGAUUUCAUACAGGCCAGACUGUAUGGCCCGGGAAGUCAGAGGACGACAAGUAUGAACACUCCGUUUGGAAAAUGUGGCGCUGGACAUUUGACCAAUAGCAUUUUACCCAUAUGCAUUGGACAAUGAACUUCUCUCCCUUCAAAAUAAGAGAGGCCCAAAUAAAAGUGCGGCCAUGCAGUUUGUGAAUAAGAAAUGGG